Molecule: messenger RNA, 2484 nt
Organism: Numida meleagris (helmeted guineafowl)
Lineage: Eukaryota; Metazoa; Chordata; Aves; Galliformes; Numididae
Gene: METTL8
Product: methyltransferase like 8
Exons: 13
Coding region: 525-1772 (415 amino acids)
Molecular function (GO): tRNA (cytidine-N3)-methyltransferase activity
Source: RefSeq, a predicted model, not a curated record
GCGGCGGCGGGGCACAUCCCCGGCGCUCGGGCAGAUCUGGCCUCGCGGCCCGCCCGGAGAGGCCACCUCGGUCCGCCCAGCGCCAGAGAACGCGGAGCAGGGAAAGGCCGGAGCGAGCCCUCCACGCCGGGGAGCGCACACCGGAACCACCCGGCCGGCACGGGGAGCGGAGGACCCGAAGCGCCUCGACACUGGCUGCGGGGACGCGUUACCCGGAGCGCCGCUGCCCGCCCCGCGGCCCGCCGGAGCUGCAUCCCAAAAGUUGUCACCAUCAGCAGCAGCAUUUGCCAGCAGAGAAACUGGACGUCUGGGGACAAGCUCGUGUUCCUUCCUCCACAGGCCUAAAUGGGUCAGUGAAGUACUUUCUGAAAGUUGCUGUGUGCCCACGGGGACGGCUGCAUUAUUCCCAGUGAUAAGAUGCACAAGAAAGAAAAACAGUUGAGAGUUUUAGAUGUGCUGAGUUUGAGAGGUUUCAAAAUAUCUUGUGUUUCAACUGGACACUGUUUUUUAAAUCUCUGAACAAAAUGAAUUUCAUUACAAGGCUUUCUGCUUUGUGUCUGAGGAAAAAAAGCAAUACGCAGCAAAGGCACCAGAGUAGUCGACGGCCAGCUGUUCCGCUUGGAUCACGGAUUUUAACUGACCCUUCUAAAGUUUUUGAGCACAACAUGUGGGACCACAUGCAAUGGUCACAAGAAGAGGAGGAGCAUGCCAAGGAAAAAGCAGCAGAGAACUCACUUGUGAAAGUCCAAUUGGAACACCAAGAUAAGUAUGAGAGAGAAGCCAGUAAAUAUUGGAAUGAAUUUUACAAGACUCACAAAAAUAACUUCUUCAAGGAUCGCAAUUGGUUGCUUUUGGAAUUUCCAGAAAUUCUUCCAGAAAAAAUGAGAGAACGGUUGAAAAUAGAGGAAAGACCUUCAGAACACAUGAAAAUAAAUACUACCAACAGUUUUUCGCACAAGAAUGAGAUGUUUGAGGAAGGAGAAAAAUAUCGGAAGAAAAAUACUGGAGAUGAUUCUACUUCUGUACAAGGAUAUGUAUAUAAUAAAAAGCAAUCAAAAUCUGUUGCUGACAGCCCUCAGGGUAAAAUCAGCAAGGAAGAAGUUAAUGUGCUAGAAUCCUUCCCUGGUAGCGAUGCCACUUACAGAAUAUUAGAGGUUGGUUGUGGCGCUGGAAAUAGUGUAUUUCCUAUUUUGAAAGUUCUAUGCAGUACACCUGGAACCUUUCUGUACUGUUGUGAUUUUGCUUCAGGAGCAGUGGAGCUGGUAAAGUCACAUUCGUCCUACAAUUCAGCCUGGUGUUCUGCCUUUGUUCAUGAUGUGUGUGAUGAUGCUUUACCCUAUCCUUUUCCAGAUGAGAUCCUGGAUGUCAUUCUCCUUGUCUUUGUGCUCUCAACUAUUCAUCCUGACAGGAUGCAACAGGUUGUAAAUAGAUUGGUUAAACUACUGAAACCUGGAGGAAUGCUGUUAUUUCGAGACUAUGGAAGAUACGAUACAGCUCAACUUCGUUUUAAAAAAGGUCAUUGCUUGUCAGAAAAUUUUUAUGUACGAGGAGAUGGUACCAGAGUAUAUUUCUUUACCAAAGAAGAGGUACGGAACAUGUUCAAUUUGGCUGGAUUAACUGAAGUACAGAAUUUAGUUGAUCGUCGAUUACAAGUAAAUAGGAAGAAAAAAGUGAAAAUGCAGCGAGUUUGGGUACAAAGCAAGUUCCAAAAACCAUUGCUGCGAUCUCUUAAUAAUCCUGAAGAAACCACCAAGAGGCAUCCUUAUGGAUAACUGUACCGUUAACUUCAGAAACUGAAACUGAAACAAAUCCGACAAAACCAAGGCAGGUGGUUGUGCAGUAUCUACAAAUCCACCAAAUCUGAAGAGGACAAAGAAACUGCAGGGCAGACAAGGAGACAGCAGGAGCUCUUGACACAAGUUUCUUCUUGUACUGGAAACCAUUUUGUUUCUGUUCUUUCUUUAGACUGCAUUUUUGCUAAGCUACAGAUUCUACUGUUUUAUGAUGACAAAAAAAUUUGUAACAAACUAUACUGAAAUCUGUACUGAAAACCAGUGGAGUCAAUUAACAUAAAUUCUGCUACUUCAUUUUGAUUUGUGAUGAGGUCUUCAUUCACUCCUCUGGUGUGCUCUUUGUUAUAUUGACAUAUCCUUCAUUUCCUCUUUUUUCUGUUUGUGGUAGGCAGUUGUUUCCACAGGAGCUACAUACACAAACAUUUGCAGUAAUUUGCUGGCUGACUUUUUUGUAGGAGUGAAGCGAGAGCGUUUUAUCUCCUGUACAGAGUGUUUAUUCUUCCUGUAUGAAUGCCAUGAGUAGUGUAGAUGCUCAAGUGCAGCAGUAUUGGUUGUUUUUUAUUAGUUUAAACUAAAAUAUACAGUAGUCUGUGGUGUCUGUAACGGUAGCAAUAAUAGUAGACAGUUCCUGAGUAGUGGAACAGCCUUAAGAAUAAACAAUGUAUAUUAUUAAAAAUAUUUAAAAUUUCAA